Messenger RNA from Sorex fumeus (smoky shrew), 3167 nucleotides. It is a transcript of the gene PPHLN1, whose product is annotated as periphilin 1. Gene Ontology annotation, cellular component: nucleoplasm. Gene Ontology annotation, biological process: protein localization to heterochromatin; negative regulation of gene expression, epigenetic; negative regulation of DNA-templated transcription. The record is from RefSeq and is a predicted model, not a curated record. NCBI's taxonomy places the organism in Eukaryota, Metazoa, Chordata, Mammalia, Eulipotyphla, Soricidae. The coding region runs from base 91 to 1191 and encodes 366 amino acids. The transcript has 10 exons.
CUGAUGUGGUCCUGGGAUGGGGCCACUCUCAGUGGUUAUCCGGGGAUUUUGUGAUGGGGAUUAAAUUCAGUGGCAUACAGAAGAGAUGAAAUGUGGACUGAAGAACGAUACGACUAUGAAAGAGUUCCAAGAGAACGAGUACCUCCUCGAAGUCACCCCAGUGAUGGCUACCAUAGAGUAGUUAAUAUUGUGCCAAAGAAACAACCACUGCUAGAGAGACCUGGUGAAGGAAGCUACAAUAGAUAUUACAGUCACGUUGAUUACCGAGAAUACGAUGAGGGUCGCAGUUUUUCUCAUGAUCGAAGAAGUGGUCCGCCUCACAGAGGAGAUGAAUCUGGCUAUAGGUGGACAAGAGAUGAUCAUUCUGCAAGCCGACAACCUGAAUAUAGGGACAUGAGAGAUGGCUUCAGAAGAAAAAGUUUCUACUCUUCCCAUUAUGUGAGAGACCGAUCUCCUCAUAAAAGAGACACUUUUUUCAGAGAAUCACCUGUAGGCCGAAAAGAUUCUCCACAUAGCAGAUCUGGCUCCAGUGUCAGUAGUAGAAGCUAUUCUCCAGAAAGAAGCAAAACGUACUCUUUCCAUCAAUCUCAACAUAGAAAGUCCAUGCGUGAUGGUGCCUCCUACAAACGACAGAAUGAAGGAAAGCCAGAAAGAGGUAAAGAGAGACCUGUUCAGUCUUUGAAAACAUCAAGAGACACCUCACCCUCAAGUUCUUUAGCUGUUUCUUCAUCAAAGGUUUCAGACAAACCCAACAGGCUAACUGAAAAGGAACUUGCUGAGGCUGCUAGCAAGUGGGCUACUGAAAAGCUUGAUAAGGCAGAUGAGGGUAACCUACCUGACAUUUCUGAGUAUGAGGCAGGAUCCACAGCACCAUUGUUUGUUGAUCAACCAGAAGAACCUGACUCAAAUCCAGCGGAUGGCAUAGAGUUAUUUGAGGACAGUCAACUCUCCAGUCGCUCUAAAGCAAUAGCAUCAAAAACCAAAGAAAUUGAACAGGUAUACCGACAAGAUUGUGAAACUUUCGGAAUGGUUGUGAAAAUGCUAAUUGAAAAAGACCCUUCAUUAGAAAAGUCUAUACAGUUUGCACUGAGACAGAAUUUGCAUGAAAUAGGUGAGCGCUGUGUUGAAGAACUCAAGCAUUUUAUUGCAGAGUAUGACACCUCUAGUCAGGAUUUUGGAGAGCCGUUUUAGAUUACUUGCUUAGGAAAAAAGUUUUUAGGUUCCUCCACCCCAUUCUGUAAAUCCCUAAUAUAUGGAAUUUUUGUGAUGAAGAGAUAUGCUUUAUGAUAGUUGACCACAUUUCCAAUAUCAAAUAAACAUCUAAAAUAGCCUGUUUAAAAUAUUUUAAUUAGCUUUUUUAAAAUCUACAUAGAGAUCCUUCUAAUACAUACUUAACUGCCCUUUCCUGCUAAAAUGAUGGUUCAGUUAGUUUUUUAAGCUUUGAAAAAGGAGUUCAGGAGAAUAGUUUUCUGUCUCUACUCAUGUUCUGCAGUCUUCCUUGGUAUAAGAUCAUUUAUUUAGUCACCUAAAUUUAUAGGUAAGAGAUCAUUCCAUUUAAACAUUUAUAGUCUUUCUGCAUUUCAUAGUCAAUCAUACUUUGUAAAAUGUUAGAAUUCUGAAUUAUGAUUUUUUUUUUUACUUUUGUUCACUUAUCUUAGGUUUUGUGUCUUUUAAAAUCUUAAGUAUACUCUCCAAAUAGACUGGAUACUUUGUUAGAUAAUAUUUGGGUUGAGAAUGAUUCUCACUGUUAGAAAAUAGAGCACCUAGGUCUCUAGAAGACACCUUAUGUAAAGUUACUAUUUUCCAUCAACCCAGUUGUCUUCUAUUAAAAUAAUCCUAAAACUUUUGACUCAUGCAUGAAUCUUAAGUAACAUCAUAUACAUUACUAAGAGAACGAGCACUCUGAGAUGAAAGAUGAAGUCUUUUAUAGUUGAGAUACCUUUUUCAAAAAAUGUAAUUGAAGUGAAAAAUUAGAGAUGAGGGAAUAAGGGAAUUUAAUUUUUCCAUAGCUUGUAUCUCUAAACUCAAGAAAGAUGAUUGAAAAUUCUUCAGUGAUUAAACUAUUUACAGAUUAUGCCUUUGUUAAUCUCUAGUAGUAUAGCAUCUACUAUAGUCCUUGAAAAGGUUUCUUGAAAGAAAUAAGUAAAGCAGGGAGUAAGCGGAGCACAACUACCUUAAUAAGCAGUCUCUCUAAACAUCCCUCAUGGGAAGUCAUCUACAGCUGGGAUGAUUAGUAUAUUCCACUCCCACUCACUUCCUGAUCACUUCUAACUUCCCAGUGCAUUUGUCCAAAAUAAAUAAUUUUGUGGCAUUAGUAAACCUUCAAAAUCAUGUUAUGCCUACCCAAUUUCAUUACCCUCCCCAUCUUUCCAUUUUUUUUUCCACUUGAAUCAUGGUGUUACUUUGAGUAACCUCUAUUGAUAGUACUUAAAGAGCUACACCAGAGUAGAUAAAUUAUAUCAACAGUGGAAAUUCUUUUUUGAGACCAUCUUGAUUUUUUUUCACUUAUUAGAUCUUAUAUAUAAGCCAAAACUAAACUCCACCUGUCAUCUCUGAUUUUCCUCUAUUAAAAUUAAUUUUGUUACCCUCUUUAGGGAAAAAACAAGUACUGAUUAUGUUUCUUCCAUGCUCAUGUAUAUUUUUUCUUUAUCUUAAAUAUUCCACUUCCAGGAUUUAGUACCUUUAGUCCAGUUGUCACAAGUUUGGGGGGAAAAAAAAUAAUGCACUACCAUUCAGGCAAAAGAACUGAUUGGUUGAAAUUCAUUUUACUAAAGUUUUACUCACUAAUGGAUUUAAAUAUUUAACAGAUAACUUUUUCAUCUUCCUUUCCCACAAAUUAUAUUCAAUAUUUAACAUUGUUUAUAGCUUGUCGUCACCAUUAUUCUGUAGAGUUGUCAGUGUUAAAUUGUUUUGUAAUUUUUUUAAAAAAAUACCUUCAGAGUCUAAUUUGAGAAUCAACUCAGAUGUGUUAUCAGAGUUUGUAUUUAACAACAUGUUCUUGAUUAAAGAAGUUUGUUUGUAAAUUAUCUGUUCUUUUUGAGUAUGCCCAAAUUGAUAUGAUAAGCUUUUCAUUGUCUUUCCAUAAAGCCUUGAUGAUCAACAGGGGAAACAGUUAUUGUAAUGAUAUUUGUGAAUUUUGAAAGUACAAAAUAAAGCAACCAGUUUUA